Molecule: messenger RNA, 399 nt
Organism: Hibiscus syriacus
Lineage: Eukaryota; Viridiplantae; Streptophyta; Magnoliopsida; Malvales; Malvaceae
Exons: 1
Coding region: 1-399 (132 amino acids)
Source: RefSeq, a predicted model, not a curated record
AUGAGUAAACUUCCAUCAAAGAAAAAAGAUCCUAGCAUCUUUGUUAUACCAUGUUCCAUCAGUGAUAGAUUUGGAAGAGUUUUUUGUGACUUAGGGUCACACGUAAAUCUGAUGCAUAAGUCCAUCUUUUUGAAACUUGGAAUGAGUAAUGCUCAACCAACCACUGUGAUUUUACAACUAGCUGAUCGAUCACAUGUACGUCCUGAAGGCAGAAUUGAAGAUGUAAUUGUGAAAGUGGACAAGUUUGUCUUCCCAGAUGAUUUCCUCAUUUUAGAUUUUGAAGCUGAUAAAAAUGGCUCUAUUAUCCUUGGACGUCCAUUCUUAGUUACAGGGCGUAUUCUAAUAGAUUGUGAGAAUGGAGAGUUCACAAUGAGGGUGGCUGAUCAAAGCGACGAUUAA